Messenger RNA from Amyelois transitella, 1449 nucleotides. RefSeq names its product protein NDUFAF4 homolog. The record is from RefSeq and is a predicted model, not a curated record. The transcript has a single exon. Lineage: Eukaryota; Metazoa; Arthropoda; Insecta; Lepidoptera; Pyralidae. Gene Ontology annotation, cellular component: mitochondrion. Gene Ontology annotation, biological process: mitochondrial respiratory chain complex I assembly. The coding region runs from base 162 to 821 and encodes 219 amino acids.
GCAUGAAAUCAUUAUUGUCUUCAUUUGUCAAGUGAAAGAUAACCUAUUAUUCAGCGAAUUUUGCGUUUCUUCUAACUUUUAAAUAAUUAGGGACAGGUGACGAUGGUAGUAUUUUAAAACUGUAGUUUUAUAUACAACGUCUUGUACUAACGCCACUUGAGAUGGGUGCUUUAGUGUCAAAAGCGUUAAGACCAAUUAAAUCAUUCAACAUAGAGAACCGUGCCCAUCGGGUCAUUUCCAAAGAAAAACCAGUGCCUGCGCCACUGUACCCUGAUAGCCUUGAAGACUUAAAAAGAGCUAUAGAGUCGGACCCUGAUUUGGACACCAAACUCGACAAGAAGGAUCCAGAUUUAGAUAUUAGGCUGCGUGAUGUUUAUGUAACCUCUCACGGGCAGCCCGAGGAUGAUAUUACGCGGGAAAAACAAACUCAAAACCCGGACAGGCCCCUGCCGCAAGACCGGAGAAUGCCUCAAGUUUAUGAGUAUGGUUUUAAAGAGCCAGAAAGAGUAAAAUAUGGACAUGUUACCUUAAAAGAUACCCUAAAUUUUAUAUCUGCUCAUCAAAGUAAUCCGGAAGAAGUGACAGUGGCUAAAAUUUCUCUAGAAUAUAAAUUAAAGGAAGAAGAUGUUGAAAGCAUAUUAAAAUAUUUUAAAUCUUAUGAGGUUUACAUACCGCAGACAAAGAAAACCCCUGCUGUUUUUGCUGGACCAAGCACUACACAUAGACAACUGCAAGAAAGUAACAAAUUAAAUGCAAUAGAGAGUAAAGAAAGCAGUGCAAAUGAAUUAGAUAAAGAAAAAGCUGCAAAGUCCGCCACUUGAAAUUGUAGUGUAAUUGAAAUUGUAAAAAUUUAUACAUAGUUUGUGAACAAAUGUUAGUGAAAGUUUUUAGGUAGUCAAUUCAAAUAAAUUCAAAAUAACUUACCUAUAUUUGUCAAAAAUCAUUUUAUGGUUUUAAAAAUUUUGGUGGAAUUUGUCAUGUGUGGGUCAAUAUUUAAUUUGGUUAGAAAUAUAAUUGUAUUAUGAACAUUAUUUUAAUUAUACAUUAUCAGUAAUUUAUAGAUAUAGAUACUGUUAUAAAUUAGGCUUUUAUAAAAUACGUUCAUUAACGGCAUCACCUCAUGCAUGUGACUUCAUACUUUUAGAAAGUAUGUGAAAUUUAACUUUCUGUAACUAGUAGUUUCAGAGUCUUCUAAUAUUAAUGGUGAAAAUAUAUCUUGUUUUGUAUACGCUAUUUAAAACUGCAGUUAAUUAAAAUGUACAAAAGCCACAGCUAAAUUCUACAGAGAUUUUAUUUUUAUUUGACAACCAGAAGACUUUAAAAUCAAUAGUGAUGUACACACAUAUAUAUGUAUAAGGUAAUGUUUAAUUAACAUUAUUUUCAUCGAACAAAGAAUGGUCACAGUCGGUAUUUAGUUGUAGCAAUAAAAUAUGUAUUGUUUUUGUUGAA